CCAAGAGCAAUGUCAGUAGUUCAGUAUAGUCAAGACUAGACGAUAAAUAAGUUGUUAAGAACAUUAAGGAAGCCAACCAAAUACCAAUGGUUAUAUAAGAUUAACUUGCACAACCAGGUUUUGAUCACAAAAGAAAGAAAAGAGUUUAUCAAUUUGGCUACUGCAUCUUCUCUUUUUCUUUUGAGGGAGCCAAAUGGCAACGGCCGCUCGUAGAGACAGAAUCCAACAAGUUCACGAAUGUGGAAUUGCAAUUGCCAUCCUGGUCGGAAUUGUUAUCGGGUGCGUCUGCACUAUCUUGUUACCAAACGAUUUCUUCAACUCUGGAUCAUCGAAGUCUGGAUUGGCUUCAUGUGGAUCAGAAUUUGCAGUUAUCUCUGAAAAGAAUGCCGAGUUAAGGAAGCAGGUCAGAGAGUUAACAGAAAAGGUACGGUUGGCGGAACAAUUAACAGAGAUCAAGGCUGGACCUUUCGGCACUGUCACGGGUGUGAGAACUAAUCCAACUGUGGUUCCGGAUGAGUCUGUUAACCCCAGAUUAGCUAAGCUUUUAGAGAAAGUAGCUGUAAACAAAGAAGUCAUUGUAGUUAUUGCAAAUUCACAUAUGAAACCAAUGUUGGAGGUGCAGAUUGCUAGCGUAAAGAGAGUUGGUAUUCAAAACUAUAUGGUUGUCCCGUUGGAUGAUUCUAUAGAAGGCGUCUGCAAAUUGAAUGAAGUUGCAUAUUACAAGAGAGAUCCAGAUAAAGAGGUGGAUGAGGCUGGGAAAAGUGGAAGUGGUCCGGUCGUAUCUGGACUGAAAUUCCUCGUCUUACGGGAUUUUUUGCAGCUUGGUUAUGGUGUUAUUCUAUCAGAUGUCGACAUUGUAUUCUUGCAAAACCCUUUUCAUCAUCUGUACAGAGACUCAGAUGUGGAGUGCAUGAGCGAUGGCCAUGACAAUAACACGGCUUAUGGCUUCAACGAGUUGUUUGAUGACCCAUCCAUGACCCGGUCUCGAAUUGUCUUCACAAAUAGGAUAUGGGUUUUUAAUUCCGGGUUUUUCUAUCUAAGACCAACGCUUCCUUCAAUCGAGCUACUAGAUCGCGUGAGAGAUACACUCUAUAAAUCAGGGGGAUGGGACCAAGCAAUUUUCAAUGAGCAUCUCUUUUACCCUUCGCAUCCCGGAUACAUUGGCUUAGACGCUUCCAAGAGAGUCAUGGAUAUAUACGAGUUCAUGAACAGUAGGGUCCUCUUCAAAACGGUGAGAAAGAAUGAGGAACUGAAGAAGUUGAAGCCGGUGAUUGUUCAUAUGAAUUACCAUGGAGAUAAACUCGAACGAAUGCAAGCUGCAGUGGAGUUCUACGUUAAUGGCAAGCAAGAUGCGCUUGACAGCUUCCCAGAUGGUACUGCUAGGUAAGCAAGAUAUCUGAUAGAGAGGUUCUGAUAGAGAGGUUACUGAACCACUUGACUUCGAAAGAUUUAAAAAUAACUUCUUUAUUUCUGUGUCAACAUGUUAUGUGUAUUUGACUUUUAUGAAGGACAACCUCAGCAGCGAAAGAUUUAAUUA
Molecule: messenger RNA, 1537 nt
Organism: Capsella rubella
Lineage: Eukaryota; Viridiplantae; Streptophyta; Magnoliopsida; Brassicales; Brassicaceae
Product: arabinosyltransferase RRA1
Exons: 2
Coding region: 194-1387 (397 amino acids)
Biological process (GO): root hair cell development
Molecular function (GO): glycosyltransferase activity
Source: RefSeq, a predicted model, not a curated record